AUGAAGUUUCACAGGGCUGGUGAAUUUGUGGAAAUAGCCAGCAACGAAGAAGGCUUUCUUGGAUCUUACUACGAGGCAACGGUGGUGGCGACGGGGCAGUUAAGGAAAGAAUACAUGGUUCAGUAUCAUACUCUAUUGAAGGAUGACAUGUCUGGGCUGUUAAGAGAGAUUGUCCCCGCCUCCGAGGUCCGUCCGCCGCCACCGGAGAUUCCGGUGACUGAGUUCAAACUGUACGAUCAGGUCGAUGCUUUUGACAACGACGGAUGGUGGGUUGGGACGGUCAUUGCGAGGUUUGGAGACAAGUAUGUUGUGUAUUUUGAAUGUUCUUCAAAAGAUGAAUUUGUUUACGAUUCUGAGAGGCUGAGAAUUCAUCAAGAUUGGGUUAACGGCAAGUGGGUUCUUCCCAAGAAUCAAGUCAGGAGAUUUUUUCAUUAG
Molecule: messenger RNA, 435 nt
Organism: Fraxinus pennsylvanica
Lineage: Eukaryota; Viridiplantae; Streptophyta; Magnoliopsida; Lamiales; Oleaceae
Source: the annotation of a GenBank genome assembly